Symbiodinium natans is the source of this 957-nucleotide messenger RNA. The record is from the annotation of a GenBank genome assembly. Lineage: Eukaryota; Dinophyceae; Suessiales; Symbiodiniaceae.
AUGGCAGGGAGGCUAGGGCCAGGGCUUUCGGGCUGGCGGCUUGGGUCCGUGAACAUCUUCAUAGAGGUGAUUGACGUGAAGAGCGGUUCGCACAUUGCUAGUGGUUCAUCACAGGUGAUGGACGCGGGUCUUGAGCUCUGCGUAUUUUGGCCACCCGCGCGGGAUGAGCAGGAUCCACCAGAGCAGUUCAAAAUCUGCACCGGCCGGCUCGUGGAGGAGGAGACCUGGUCGUGUCCGGACGUAACAACUGACAAGUGUGCCACCACUUACACUGCUGCUGGGGGCGGUGCUUACAUGCAGUGUGGACUUGACGGAAAACUAUGCCUUCACUCUGUGUUCUGCGACACAACCACAACAACCACACUGCCUGGCUUCAUCCUGAUUGAUGACGAUGGCCAGUGGCUGAAGAUAAACCAGUGGACCCAAGGCUUUUACGAAAGGCAGAGCAAUGCCUAUGGGACAGUGAGAACCAGUGGUCCAGGUGACGGUAAACUGGACGACAAUGUGAUCAACGACAUAAUGAUGGCCAACAAGCUGCGGGGGCCGUCCACGGGGCAUCUCUUCAAUGUUUUCAAAGUGACAGCGAAGGAGGCAAAUUUGGCUUACUACCUCCGCGUGAGAGACCGGAACUACACGGACACACGCAGAAACUUCGACUUCCCUCGAUACAGUGCCUACCAGUUUGUUGGGGACAGGAUGCCGCAGAACCUGGAUACCGGGUACAAGGACCUGAACAUGGGCAUCUUUGACGCCUAUCACUUUGGAGGGCGACAGUCUUGCAACAGAUUCUUCAUGGGCCACGAUUCCGUCGAUGAUUGUUAUUGGGCAGAUGGUGGAAGAAACACCAACAAACGUUGCUUCAGCGGUGGAUGGUACUGCCACAACAAGCUGCGGGCUCACCACCCUCCACUGAUAAAUGUCCAGAUGUUCUUGAAGCUUGCAGACGAGUCAGGCUAG